GCAACUUGUCAAAAUGGCGUUGUUCGUAGUAGGGGACUUGAGUUAGUUCAUAUUAUUCACUCCUAUUUAUUCAGUUAUUGGGCAACAUACGCAACACUAGCCACGACAGUAUGGCGACCCUGGAUCAGAAAUCACCCAAUGUGCUUCUUCAGAGCCUCUGCUGCAGAAUCACGGGGAAAAGCGAAGCUGAAGUUGCCCACCAGUUUCAGUAUGCUGUACGAGUCAUUGGCAGUAACUACGCCCCCACUAUUGAACGGGAUGAGUUCCUGGUGUCGGAGAAGAUCAAGAAAGAAUUGCUGAAGCAGAGGAGAGAAGCAGACGCUGCUCUUUUCUCAGAGCUGCAUAGAAAACUUCAGACACAGAGUGUUCUGAAGCAUCGCUGGUCUGUUCUCUACUUGCUGCUCAGCCUCUCUGAAGACCCCCGCAAACCGUCCAGCAGGGUUGGAAAUUAUGGCGCACUCUUUGCCCAGGCCCUCCCGAGGGACGCCCACUCCACCCCCUUCUACUGCACCCGGCCCCAAAGCCUGGCCCUGGGCUACGGGGAGAGGAGCGCCGCUCUGUCGGCCAGCGUGGGGACCAGCGGCAUCUCCAGUCUGGGAGUCUACACACUGAACGGGCCCACGGCAACGCCGCAGUCACUGCUGGCUGGUCAACCCCCUCAGUCUGCAGCGGGAGGCGGUCAGCCUCUGGGCUCUCGGCUGGCCUGGGCUCUUCCUGUAAGCUGCUCCCCUUCCUCGGCUCUGGCCCCGCUCGCCACUCGGCCGGCCCUCGGACCUCCAGUUCCCUCCUCCAGAGUGGUCCGUCCUCGCAGAGAUGGGGAGGUGAGCGAGGCGGCGCUGGUGCGGGACAUCCUCUACGUCUUCCAGGGAAUCGAUGGCAAGUUCAUUAAGAUGAGCGCCCAGGAUAACUGCUACAAAAUAGACAGCAAGGUGGUGCUGUGCAAGUCCCUGAGAGACACCAGCAGCAGACUGGCCGAGCUCGGCUGGCUCCACAACAAAGUCAGGAAGUACACCGACGCCAGGAGCCUGGACCGGGCCUUUGGACUGGUCGGACAGAGCUUCUGUGCCUCGCUUCACCAGGAGCUGAAGGAGUACUACAGGCUACUGUCUGUCCUCCACUCCCAGUUGCAGGUGGAGGAUGAGCAGGGUGUGAUCGUGUGCUCAGAGAGCACUCUGACUCUCAGAAGGCUCCUGGUCUGGAUGUAUGACCCCAAAAGUCGACUCAAAACGCUGGCCGCUCUCGUCGACUUCUGCCAAGGUCGGAAAGGAGGCGAGCUGGCCUCAGCUGUCCAUUCUUACGGGAAAACAGGUGACCCACAGAUGAGAGCGCUGGUUCAACACAUCCUCAGCCUGGUGUCGCACCCUAUCCUCAACUUCCUGUAUAGGUGGAUCUAUGACGGGGAGUUAGAAGAUACGUACCACGAGUUCUUCGUAGCAUCGGAUCCGAACGUGAAGACAGAUCGUCUGUGGCAUGACAAGUACUCCCUCAGGAAGUCAAUGAUCCCCUCAUUCAUCACCAUGGACCAGGCCCGCAAGGUGCUGCUUAUUGGUAAAUCCAUCAACUUCCUGCAUCAGGUUUGUCACGACAGAACACCGCCGGGCAAAAUCACACCAGCAUCCAAGUCUGCAGACACACCCAAAGAUGCUGCAGAGCUGCUGUCUGACUUGGAGGGCGCAUUUCAGGAGAAGAUCGACGCUGCUUACUUUGACACCAGCAAAUACCUGCUGGAUGUUCUUAACCGCAACUACCUGCUGCUGGAGCAUCUGCAGGCCAUGAGGAGAUACCUGCUGCUGGGCCAGGGAGACUUCAUCAGACACCUCAUGGACCUGCUCAAACCAGAGUUGGUGCGUCCUGCCACCACUUUGUAUCAACACAACCUGACUGGCAUCUUAGAGACGGCAGUCAGAGCCACAAACGCCCAGUAUGACAAUGCAGAGAUUCUCAAGAGGCUGGAUGUACGCCUGCUAGAGGUGUCUCCUGGUGAUACAGGCUGGGAUGUUUUUAGUCUGGACUACCACGUCGAUGGACCUAUUGCUACGGUGUUUACAAGGGAGUGUAUGGGCCACUACCUGCGUGUGUUCAAUUUCCUGUGGAGGGCCAAGAGGAUGGAGUACACACUGACUGACAUCUGGAAGGGACAGAUGUGUAAUGCCAAGCUGCUCAAAACCAUGCCUGAGUUGUCCGGCGUGCUGCAUCAAUGUCACAUCCUGGCCUCUGAGAUGGUCCACUUCAUCCACCAAAUGCAGUACUACAUCACCUUUGAGGUGCUGGAGUGCUCCUGGGACGAGUUGUGGAACAGAGUGCAGCAGGCUCAGGACCUCGACCACAUCAUCGCUGCCCACGACAUGUUCCUCGACAGCAUCAUCUCAAGAUGCCUGCUGGACAACAACAGCAGGUCUCUUUUGACCCAGCUGAGGGCCAUAUUUGACCAGAUCAUCGAGUUCCAAAGCGCCCAGGACUCCCUCUACCGCUCGGCACUGGAGGAACUGGCCCUCCGGCUGCAGUUUGAAGAGAAGAAGCAACAGAGAGAGGACGAGGGUCAGUGGGGAGUGACGGCCGAACAGGAAGCAGAGGAGAAGAAGAGGAUUCAGGAGUUCCAGGACACCAUACCAAAGAUGCGCUCCCAGCUUCGCAUCCUCACCCACUUCUACCAGAGCAUCGUCCAGCAGUUCCUGGUGUUGCUGAUGACCAGCACGGAUGAGAGUCUGCGUUUCCUCAGCUUCAGACUGGACUUCAAUGAGCACUACAGGGCCAGAGAGCCGCGGCUGCGAGCCUCACUAGGCGCCAACUGGGGGCGACGACCGUCAAAUAUCUGACAUGACGACGAUAGGCCCGACAAGCAAGGCUUCCAGUCAUUGGAGCAUGGAGUAUGACAUCACAGUGGGCAGUUGUGACAUCACAGAGGCGGGCCGGCCAGCCAGCAGACUUAAAGUGCUUCAUGUCGAGAUGAUGAGAACAUGUUCUGAAUGUUCUGGCGUCGCAGUGGCGGCGGUCGCCAAGUGAUGACAUCACAGCAGACAGCUCCAGUGAAGUCAGCUGCGUGGAAGGAAUAAAGUCCAGUAAAUCAAACUUUCAGAGCUUGUUGUGACAUGCAGAGUAAACACCGUGAACAGACUGCUCAAAAUUCUGCAAGAAUUCUGCAAAACAUGAGGUCAAUUUGGGAAAGCGAGUGUGAGGAGGUAAAUAAAAGCAGCUGUCAGACUGAGCUCCCCGAGUCACACCGGGCCACCUUACAUGGCAUGCCUUAUUAAUGAGAGAAAACAAAACCUUUUCUCUCAGCGUGGUUGCCAAAUCUAGUCCCAACACACAUAAUGUAUUUACAUAGUGUUUAUGCAAAAAUGUAUGUAUGUGUACAUAUGCAUCUUUACACGUCACCUGUGGCUUUGCAUCUCCUCACUAGGGUUCAACCGAUAUGGGUCUGAUAUUGAUAUUUUUUCAAUUUUGUAUUUGUAGCCGUUAUUAAAAUGAUUUAAUUUGAGCAGUUUUAGUACAAUUAUUCCAUAAGACGCCGUGUUUCUGCUGUUCUCAUUAAGGUGGAAACAAACCAUAUGAGGCACUGAAACUGUACGGACAGACAGGAGUCUUCAGCAUAUUGAAUAUUUAUGGUCAGUAUUGGCACAGCAGUAUAUCGGUCUAACCCUAGUUCUCCACUCCCCCCUUUUUUUUUUUUUUUUUUUUUUUUUAGUGUGUCAGGUCAGCUGUCCAAUCAUAAUCAUACAGAGGAUUUUGAACUACGCACACAACACACACACUCUCGCUGACAAUUCUGCUUCCGUUGACAUGAGGACAACCCUGGCUCAUACAGACAAAAAGUUUAAACCCCUUGAUUGCUGACUUUGAUUACACCCUAUAUUAAUAUCUGACGUUAGUUGUUGAUUUUUAAUAGAUUUGUAACUGUUUGCCAUUACAUACACACACAAGCAUCUGGCUUCACCUCGACUGAUGUAAAGAAUGUUAUUAAGAGUUUAGUUUGUAUUUAAUUGUGGUUUCCCUGCUUAGUUUACAGUUUGUGCUUUAUGUCUGUAUGAGAGAUGGAUCAUGUCAAAGAAACAUAAUCACAACAACCACAACACCUCACUCUUCUCAUUGCCUAAAUAGAAAACUAUGAAUGUUCAGAUGUUUCUUUAAAAAAUGUAAAUAUUUCUAAAUGAAAUUCCAUAUUUAAAGAAUUUAAUGGUUAUUAACAUUAACUUAGGCAGUUUAUUUACUGAAAACAACCUCCCCCUUUUUAUUAAUUGAACACAACAAUUUGCUGGACUUUUUUGUAGUACACCGUCGAAUGCUUUUGGCUAUUAAGAAAAAAAGGCCAAAAUGUUUGAGAUUGGAAAAUCAAGUAGCAUUUGAUUUUAGUCAUCGAGCUAUACAAUCCUUUCCAUAUAAACAGCUGUGAGCGUUGAUCUCACCUUGUUGGAGCUCUGAUCCUGGGUCAUGUUUCUAAAAGCAAAAAAAAUAAAAUUAACAGAAAUCACACGCAUUUUUUAAAGGAUACGGUUAAUGUAGUAUUAUAGAGUCCCAUGCUAAAAACUAACUUUAAACUCCGAAAAUAAACCUGUAUCAAAAUGAUUAGCUUUUGACAUUUCUGUAAAACGUAAGUUUCUUCAGUGAAAACGUGUUCACGGGGAAAUAUUUACUUCAGGGGUGCAGUGAUGUUCCAGGAUUGUCUUUAAUUUCUAUUGUCAAUGAAAGAAACCGCUGCUGCAUCUGGUCACUGUUAUCUGCGCUCCUCCUGUGAUUUAGAGUGAAGUGAAACGUCAAACUGAACCUGGCUCAGCACUGUCUUGUCCCUGUCUGUCCUCUACAUUGUAGGCCUAUAGCACAUACUGAAUAGAAUAUAGGGAAACCAAACAUCCUGCUUCUUUAUUAAAAUGUUUUUUUAUUAA
Perca fluviatilis (European perch) is the source of this 4880-nucleotide messenger RNA. RefSeq names its product tubulin, gamma complex associated protein 3 (gene tubgcp3). Gene Ontology annotation, biological process: cytoplasmic microtubule organization; meiotic cell cycle; microtubule nucleation. Lineage: Eukaryota; Metazoa; Chordata; Actinopteri; Perciformes; Percidae. The transcript has 23 exons. Gene Ontology annotation, cellular component: centrosome; spindle pole; gamma-tubulin small complex. The record is from RefSeq and is a predicted model, not a curated record. Bases 111 to 2816 code for a protein of 901 amino acids. Gene Ontology annotation, molecular function: microtubule minus-end binding; gamma-tubulin binding.